Cyclocybe aegerita is the source of this 1626-nucleotide messenger RNA. The record is from the annotation of a GenBank genome assembly. NCBI's taxonomy places the organism in Eukaryota, Fungi, Basidiomycota, Agaricomycetes, Agaricales, Hemipholiotaceae.
AUGAACAUAUUCAAGAAGCCGGAAAUGCUCUUAUGGAUUCGCGAGAUGCGUUCAUUUAUAAAGCGGGGAUCAGCAUCUGACCGUCCAUUCUUGUUUGCAUCCAUCAUGGCCAGACUACUCACAAUUCUCGACGUCGCGUUGCUCUUCUUCGGGGUGUUCUUGGUGAAUCGACUCGUCAAGAGGAAGUCGGCACUAUUAAUGCCGCCGGGCCCGCGAAGGCUCCCUCUUCUCGAAAAUCUCUUGGAUAUGCCGACGACCCAUGAGUGGCUCAAAUUCUCGGAAUGGGGUGAAAAAUGGGGCACUAUCGUCUCGUUAUCAAUCCUCGGUCAACCGAUAAUCAUCGUCAACUCUGCAAAAACCGCCACGGAGAUGCUAGAUAAGAAGAGUUCUAUAUACUCUGAUAGGCCAGUGGUAGUGAUGGGGGGCGAGCUCGUCGGGUGGAAGGACACACUUGUUAUGCUGGCCUACGGAGAGCGCUUCCGCAACUAUCGCCGAAUGCUCCAUCACGUCGUUGGAACGCCGGCCGCUGUGUCCGAGUUCUACCAGGUCGAAGAGAAGGAGACGCGUCACUUCUUGACGCUCGUCCUUGCGGAACCAGACCUUCUGGCCGAGCAUAUUCGCAGGACUGCUGGAGCCAUUAUCCUUCGUAUUGCGUAUGGGUAUGACAUCGAGGGGAAUCACGACCCCCUCGUCAAGCUGGCAGACGAAGCCACAGAGCAGUUCUCGCUCUCGACGGCCCCAGGAGGAUUUUUGGUGAACCUUGUACCCCCAUUGCGUUAUCUCCCUUCAUGGUUCCCUGGUGCCGGGUUCAAGAAGACGGCCAAAUUAUGGGCACAGACAUUGAACGCGAUGACCAACAACCCCCACGAGUGGGUGAAGGAGCAAAUGAGAAAUGGGACGGCCGAGAUGUCCUUUGUCUCCCGCCUUUUGGAGGAAGAAAGCACCGAACCGACGCCUGAACGCGAACACGAAAUCAAGUGGUCAGCCGCCUCUCUGUAUUCUGGAGGUGCGGACACGACUGUAUCUUCGAUUUACGCGUUCUUCCUCGCGAUGGUCCUCUUCCCGGAGGUUAUGCGAAAAGCGCAGCAGGAGCUAGAUGCAGUGGUUGGCCCAAACAGACUACCUACCUUCUCUGACCGUGAAAACCUGCCAUACGUGAACGCGCUCACUUCGGAGGUCCUUCGAUGGCAUACAGUGGCCCCGACCGCAGCGCCGCAUCGCGUCACGGAGGAUAACAUUCAUGAUGGGUAUUUAAUACCGAAAGGUGCCUUGGUCAUCCCAAAUGUCUGGCAAAUGUCACACGACCCGAAGGUGUACUCGGACCCCUUUGCGUUCAAGCCAGAGAGAUAUCUGGGUGCACAUCCAGAGCCAGACCCACGCGAAGUGUGUUUUGGAUUCGGUAGAAGGAUCUGCCCAGGUCGCAUCCUAGCAGAUGCGUCAAUUUUCCUGUCAUGCGCCAUGUCGCUCGCGGUGUUCAAUAUAAGAAAAACUGCCAAGGAUGAUACACCUUUCAAGCAUCCCCACGAGCAGACGACGGGGAUUAUCAGCCAUCCCCUGCCCUUCAAAUGUGUAAUCUCGCCGAGGUCACCGAAAGCAAAGUCGUUGAUCAUGACUGAAGAACUGUGA